Venturia canescens is the source of this 1442-nucleotide messenger RNA. Its product is annotated as pro-resilin-like. The transcript has 3 exons. The record is from RefSeq and is a predicted model, not a curated record. Gene Ontology annotation, cellular component: extracellular matrix. NCBI's taxonomy places the organism in Eukaryota, Metazoa, Arthropoda, Insecta, Hymenoptera, Ichneumonidae. The coding region runs from base 232 to 822 and encodes 196 amino acids.
GUCAUCUCCCAUAAGGAUCAACAAACAAGUUGACAGACGAGCGAGGAAGAGGCGUACGCGUUGUCGAUUUACUCCGAAAUAUCUGCACGGAUAGAGAUCGAUGUGAAGCUCGAUCGAACGAUUCUCAUCGAAUUCAUUCACGACGUGUUCGCGUGCCCUAAAGUUCGAGGAACAUCCGUGCGGAGGAUUUUCACAUUUCUUUUAUUUCUAAUUCCACCGAUCGACAGCAAAAUGCUCGUGGCGGAAGCAGCGAUAGCACUGACGUUAUUCGUGGUCGGGAUCUCUGGCAGACCGGAACCACCGGUGAGCCAGCAGCACCAGGCUUACCUACCGCCAGAUCAGCAAUACGGACCACCGCAGAGAAACGGCGCUAACUCCCCAGCCGGACAGGGCUACAACGCUUUUGGGGGUGCGAGCACAUACGCAAGACCGAUUCAAACUGCUCCAAGUGCUCCGGGUAGCCCGUACUCUACUAAUCAAUACCUUCCGCCAAAUCAGCAGUACGGUGCUCCUGGCACAGGCAAUCGACCUUACGAUGAUGGAUCUAGCAAUGGUCCGGCGCGAUACGACUUCGAAUACAUGGUAAACGACAUCGCUUCCGGUAACGACUUUGGCCACAAAGAGAGCCGGGAUGGUGACGUAACGCGUGGCGUCUAUUACGUUCUUCUGCCGGACGGCCGUCGUCAGACCGUCGAAUACGAGGCCGACCAAAAUGGUUUCCGGCCGAAAGUCACUUACGUCCAGGAAGGCACCGGCAUCGGGGGACCGAGCGGAAACAAUCCCGGUGGCUACCCAGCCGGAAACAACGGUUAUCGUUAUUAAUAACAAUAAAUAUCUGUUUAUGUAUUUAAAAAAAAAAAAAAGAAAAAACCUAAAAUGGACGCACGAAUACGGAACAACAAAGGGCCAAGUACUUACGAUUACCAUUACUAUUAUUAUUGUUACUGUGCGAUCGAGUGAUCCGGAAUGGCAUGCUGAAGAUCAUGGCGUUGUUAAAACUAUGAGGUUUCAUCAAAAAUUCAAUAUGAUCGCGCUCGAGCGCGAAAUCGCACGAAAAAACACACACACACACACAGCCACGAACACACACGAUUCUUUCAUCUCCAUCGUCCCUUGCCCUCUAUUUAUGUACUCACCUAUAAAUAUCUGUUUUUUAAUCUUCUUUUUUACUGUAUACACAUGCGCAAAGCGUUAAUUCCCAAACCUCCCAUUUUUCAUUGCCAUAAAACUGUGGAGCGUGUAAAAAAAUGGAACGUAGCUUCGAAGGAUAUUUUUUCUGUAAUUUAGCCUCCGGUCGUGUACACGAUAUUUUGUAUUUCGUUCGAUUUUAUCUCAUUAAUGUUACGGCCAACAUACGAGUUGUAUAGUGGAGCGAAUUUUGUACCGCGUAGUUGAACUACGAUGAUGAUACACACACGUACGAAUAAAUCGAUUUCAUCCAA